Psammomys obesus (fat sand rat) is the source of this 915-nucleotide messenger RNA. RefSeq names its product oocyte secreted protein family member 4B (gene Oosp4b). The transcript is spliced from 5 exons. Lineage: Eukaryota; Metazoa; Chordata; Mammalia; Rodentia; Muridae. The record is from RefSeq and is a predicted model, not a curated record. The coding region runs from base 122 to 643 and encodes 173 amino acids.
UUCACAUUUUCUGGGAUCUGACAGAAUUGUGGAAGAGAGUCAGUUUUCUUGUUCAAGAUCUUGUAUGCUGAAAAUUUCCACAUUUUUUCCUACAAUAUGAAGAAGUAGAGGUAUCUUUAGGAUGUCAGCAAUGACUUCGGUGUGUUCUGAUGACUGGCUGAUAGUGAGAACGCCAAGGAAACCAUUUGGUAAUGACACGGAAGUGAGAGCUGAUGACAUCCACCUGGGGAGCAACUGCUCUGUAACCAGAAUCCUGAGCUUCAACUAUGAGUUUUCUUAUCCUCUCGUGUCCUGUGAGAUCAGCAGAUUUGUGUUCCAGGGAAAUUAUGUUCUCGUAUUAUCCGAGAUCAGGUAUAGACCGGUGUUGGAUCUUACCCAUAAUUUCCAGGUGGUCUGCUUCGUGAACAGGCCUAAAUUGCCGCCUGUAAAGCCUUUUGGAAUAAAUUGGUAUAGUGUGAGGUCUUUCAGUGUUGGCACGCAUGUGGUAGGACAACAGGCAGCAGAUUCCUUGAAAAGUAAAACAUGUGCACCUAAUUUUACCAGUUCUCCUAAGAGCCAACUGCUGGUGAGACACUGGAUCAGCAACUCCUCUGUUAGGAUUCCCUUUGUUCCCCAAGACACAGAAGCAAAUGGUGCACACUAGCCUGGGGCUGGGUUUCAGCCACACCGUUGUUUUGCCCAUUUCAAGACCAGUAGUUACAUUGGUUAACCUGUUUAAAUGCCUUCUGGGAUUUGGGAUAGUAUAGCUCUAUUGUGUCACGUUUAAAUGCUUUACUGAAUUAACUCUAAGGGGACUUGUCACCAGAACUUUCUACUUGAAGGCCGAAUUCCCAAUGAAGCUGUCACUGUAUGAGUGUUUGCUUGUAAAUCGGGCUGCAUAAUGCCUCCUCCUCCCACAUUAAAGUAUAAAACACA